CUCACGUUGAAAAAAAAAAAAGAAUAAAUAAAUCAAUAAAUAAAUAAAUAAAUAAAUUAAAGAAUAGUCGAAUAUUUUAUUUUAAAUUAGACGUUAUUGCUUAUUGUUUUCUUCCAAUUAUUUGCUUCCACUUAUUAAUUGCCGAUUUUCAAAGUCCCAUUUCCAUUUUCAAUUGUCGAUUGUUAGUUAUUUCCUUCUGUUGAUCAGAAUGUCAUUAGAACCACUAAUGAAUUCAAAAGAAAUUGAUUCCACUUUCAGUGCUUUACAAAGCUAUACUCAAUCUGUUCAAUCGGUUCCAAACGUAGUCAAUUACAACCAGGAGCCAAACCAACUGCAUCCAGCUUACCACUCUCCCACUGACUCCAAUAAUGGCAACGCCAAUGGAAGCAACAAUAACACCAACAAUGCCAACAAUAAUAGCAACAAUGGUAACUCAGGGGUCAUCAUCAAAAGUAGUUCCAGUGAUAACAACUCUCCAAAUUCUCUAAUGUCAACCUCCUUAAUGGCUAUCAACUCACUAAACAAUGUGGAAAGACCUCUUUCAGCAAGUCUUAAUCUGGAUUUGAAUCCAACUAUACACAAUCCCAUGACAAAUGGUAAUACUAAUAACGGCUCAACUACAAAUCUCAAUUCCGGUCUCAACUCAAAUCAAAAUAUAAAUACAAGCUUGACUAAAAUCUCAAAUUCAAAUCUCAACAACAUCAACAAUAUCAACAAUUCUCCUCAAACUCACCACAGAACUAGAGUUAAUAGACCAGGUCAAAGAUUCGGUGCAAAGAAGAAGAGCUGGGUCUGGAACUGGUUUGUCCAGGACCCUGAGAACCCAAACAUUGCUACCUGUGAUGAAUGUCUGAAGCUUAUCGCCAGGCUACCAAGUGAUAAAGGCUCUCCUAAAAAGCUAUGCGAGCAUUUGAAAACUCAUAAAAUUACAAAAGAAUCAAUGAAUCCUCGGAGAACUGUGGUCAACACUGGCGAUUUCAGUAACACUCUAAUUAACAAUCUCACAAACAACAACCUCAAUAAUCUGAAUAACACCAAUAACAACCUAAACAAUAGUAGCAAUAACAAUUUAAACAGUCUCAGCAACAAUAAUAACAAUAACCUUAACCUCAACAAUAACAAUAACAACAAUAACAAUAACAAUAUUCUUAGCCACCAAAAUUCAAAUAUAAUCAAUAACUCAAACAGCUAUAAUGGCCCAUUAAGUCUUGGAACCACAAGCAACGGAAACACUGUCAUCGAUUCAAAAGAAUUCGAUAACACUGAGUACACCCAAAUGAAAUUUCAUAAAAACAUAAUGAAAUUUUUAACUGAAAACAGACUACCCAUUCAAAUUGUUAAAACUCAAAGCUUUAGACAACUAAUCUACACGCUAAGGCCUGAUUCAGUAUUAGACUUGAAUGAACUAAAUAACCUAUAUAGCUCUUUGCUACAACAACAUAGCCCAAAAUAA
Messenger RNA from Ascoidea rubescens DSM 1968, 1453 nucleotides. RefSeq lists its product as uncharacterized. The coding region runs from base 209 to 1453 and encodes 414 amino acids. The transcript has 2 exons. Lineage: Eukaryota; Fungi; Ascomycota; Saccharomycetes; Ascoideales; Ascoideaceae. The record is from RefSeq and is a predicted model, not a curated record.